AUGGAAAGGCCAAGGACACACCUUGUGGAGAUCGCGAUUCCUUAUCUUGAAGCAAAGACUCGAACCGCCUGGCUGGAUUUGGUGCAAGCUGGUAGUCAGGGUGUUGUUCUUGAAACCAUAUACGCGACUUACAAGAGUAGUGGUGAAGACGGACCUGGAACCUCGCAACAGGACGUCUCAAGGCCAGCGCCAGCACCACAUCCCAAUACACAGUUCUGCUCUGGCGAAUAUCAAGGUCAACAAGAUACGAAUUCCCAGCAAAUACCACAACAGGACCCCAGCCUGCAGUCCCCUCAAAAUGAGACUCAGUCUCAUCAGCAGCGCGUACAACCUCAGCAGGCUAUGCCACGAGCUGCUCAUUCUCACAUCGCUGCUUUCGGAAAGCAACAUGUUACUGGGCAUGCACCACAACUGCAGCUCCCCCGUCCACAGCUCCCUGGUCAUGGAACUCUAGGUCACCCGAAACUUUCCAAUGACUCGCCUGAACCUAGUAUGACGCCUAUAGAGCGUCUUGGCACACCGGUGAGCUCGAUAGGCCAGCAGAGUUUCGAUACUCCCCAGUUUCAACCUGAAGAAUAUACUCCGGGGAAUGAAUUUAGCAUGUCCCUCGAUUCGCCAUUGGGCUCUGUUAGCUCUGAUGUCGCAGGAAUACAGGAAGAAUGUGUGGCAUAG
This is a messenger RNA of Fusarium proliferatum ET1, 672 nucleotides long. RefSeq lists its product as uncharacterized. The record is from RefSeq and is a predicted model, not a curated record. NCBI's taxonomy places the organism in Eukaryota, Fungi, Ascomycota, Sordariomycetes, Hypocreales, Nectriaceae. The transcript has a single exon. Bases 1 to 672 code for a protein of 223 amino acids.